ACAUCGCGAGAAGAUUGCGAGAUUCACAGGAGGGCUCCCGCAUCAAGCAAGCGCCGGCUUCCAUCGUGCAAACGGCAGAUAACACUGAAGUGGAUAAUGUAUUGAAAUAUUUGUAUAGGUCCGGAUUUCAAGUUGUUCUAUAUUUUUUAUACAUCGUUGUCGAGUUUGCGCAUCGCUGUUUUAUUGUUUUAGGGCACAACAAUCCAUUUAUAGUUAGGUAUUUUCUUAUAGAUAUCUAGCUAGCAAACGUCUCACAUUAUCAAUUAGCUAAGCUACAGUGAAAGAUGUCAGUGGUAGGGUUUGAUGUGGGCUUUCUGAGCUGCUAUGUUGCUGUUGCCCGAGCCGGAGGCAUAGAAACCAUAGCCAACGAGUACAGUGACCGAUCUACACCAGCAUGCGUGUCCUUUGGACCUCGCAACCGUUCUAUAGGUGCGGCUGCAAAAAGCCAGGUUGUCACAAACUGUAAGAACACGGUUCAAGGUUUCAAGCGGUUCCAUGGCAGGGCCUUCUCUGACCCGUAUGUGCAGUCCUCGAAGUCCAGCCUCGUCUACGAGCUUGCUCAAAUGCCCACGGGCACGACUGGCAUCAAGGUGAUGUACAUGGAGGAGGAGAAGGUGUUCAGUAUCGAGCAGGUGACUGCCAUGCUGCUGACUAAACUAAAGGAGACUGCUGAGAGCGCCAUGAAGAAGCCAGUGGCGGACUGCGUCAUCUCGGUACCCUGCUUCUAUACGGACGCAGAGAGGAGGUCCGUCAUCGAUGCCGCCCAGAUCGCUGGGCUCAACUGCCUGAGACUCAUGAAUGAAACCACUGCAGUGGCGCUGGCCUACGGGAUCUACAAACAGGACCUCCCCGCUCCAGAGGAGAAGCCCCGGAUCGUGGUGUUUGUGGACGUGGGUCACUCCGCGUACCAGGUGUCCAUCUGCGCUUUCAACAAGGGAAAACUGAAGAUCCUAGCCACGGCGUUCGACGCCGAGCUCGGCGGGAAGGACUUUGACGAGCUGCUGGUCCAGCACUUCUGCGAGGAGUUCAAGCAGAAGUACAAGCUGGACGUGAAGACCAAGCCCAGGGCCCUGGUGCGUCUCUACCAGGAGUGCGAGAAGCUCAAGAAGCUGAUGAGCGCCAACUGCUCGGACCUUCCCAUCAACAUCGAGUGCUUCAUGAACGACAUCGACGUCAGCGGGAAGUUCAACCGGGGCUCGUUCGAGGAGAUGUGCGCUGGGCUGCUGGCCAAGGUGGAGGGCCCUCUGCGCAGCGUCAUGGAGCAGGCCAAGCUGAGGAAGGAGGACAUUUACGCGGUGGAGAUUGUGGGCGGGGGCUCCAGGAUGCCGGCGGUGAAAGAGCGAGUCAGCAAGUUCUUCGGGAAGGAACUGAGCACGACCCUGAACGCUGACGAGGCCGUGGCACGGGGAUGCGCCCUGCAGUGUGCGAUCCUGUCCCCUGCGUUCAAAGUGAGGGAGUUCUCCAUCACUGAUGUGGUUCCCUACCCCAUUUCCCUCAAGUGGAACUCCGCUGCAGAAGAAGGCCUGAGCGAUUGCGAGGUAUUCCCAAAGAACCAUGCAGCUCCGUUCUCCAAAGUGUUGACUUUCUACCGCAAGGAGCCCUUCUCCCUGGAGGCUUACUACAACACUCCUAAAGAGCUCCCGUAUCCCGAUCCCACAAUAGGUCAGUUUGUGAUCCAGAAGGUGGUGCCCCAGGCCUCGGGGGAGAGCUCCAAGGUCAAGGUGAAGGUCAGAGUGAACAUCCACGGGGUGUUCAGCGUGUCCAGCGCCUCCCUCGUGGAGGUCCAGAAGUCUGCCGAGGGCGAGGAGCCCAUGGAGACCGACUCAGCCGCGAAGGAAGACGAGAACAAAAUGCAGGUUGACCAGGAGGAACAGAAGAAUCAAGGCGACAGCCAGAAGGAGAAUGAAGACAAGAAGUCCGAGACCGAGGAAAUGGAGACCACAACAGAAGAGGGGAAACAGGAGAAGAAAACUGACCAGCCGCCGCAAGCUAAGAAACCCAAAGUCAAAACAAAAACCGUCGACCUGCCCAUAGAGAACUCUCUGCACUGGCAGCUGGCCAAUGACAUGCUCAACCUCUUUGUUGAGAACGAGGGCAAGAUGAUCAUGCAGGACAAGCUGGAGAAGGAGAGAAACGACUCCAAGAACUAUGUGGAGGAGUACGUGUACGAGAUGCGGGACAAGCUCCACGGGGCUCUGGAGAAGUUUGUGAGCGAAGCCGAACGCGACGCUUUUUCAAUAAAACUCGAGGACACCGAAAACUGGCUCUAUGAAGAGGGAGAGGACCAACAGAAGCAGGUGUACAUCGACAAACUGGCUGAACUAAAGAAACACGGCCAGCCCAUCCAGGACAGAUACAUGGAGGCAGAAGAGCGGCCCAAGGCAUUUGAGGAACUCGGCAAACAGAUCCAACAGUACAUGAAGAUCGUCGAAGCCUUCAAGACAAAGGAUGAGUUGUACGAGCACUUGGAUGAGGCUGACGUCACUAAGGUGGACAAGACGGUGAACGACGCCAUGAUCUGGAUGAACAGCAAAAUGAACCAGCAGAGCAAGCAGGACUCCACCGCCGAUCCUGUGGUCAAAGUCCGAGAGAUUCGAGCCAAAACGAAGGAGCUGUUUUCCGCCUGCAACCCCAUCGUCACGAAACCCAAACCCAAGGUAGAGCUGCCCAAGGAUGAGAAGUCCGGGGAGCAGAACGGGCCGGUAAAUGGACAGGAGAGCGCGGAGGCGCAGCCGGCCAGCCCCGAGAAGGGGUCCGCGGCCGGGAACGCCGGGAACGCCGGCCAGCCCGCCCCCGAAUCCACGGAAGGCAAGCUGCCGGAGAUGGACAUUGACUAACCGCCAUGCGCGCCUCCCUGCUCGUCUCGGGCCCAGUGAAACGCCCGGAAUAUUAGCCCCUUCGACCAUUAUUUGAUGUUAUUUAGGCAGUCUGAUUCCUUCCAGUAAUACUCUACACAAUCUGCCGUCAUGGCAUGUUCCUCUUUUUAAUUUUAUUUUAUUUUUUUGUUAUUUUGUUUAAAAAGAUUUUUUUUUCUCGUUUUUUUUGGAAAAUAAAUUUACUGCAUAUCAAUCAGCCUGCUGUGUGACAUCAAGAUGUGAGUGCAGGGUGGAGCCUCGCCCUCCUGUGUGUCGUCGGCACGUCCGGUUUCAUAAGUUGUUUUCAACAUCUCAUCGCCUCAGCUCUUAUUACCGCUGUUUGAGAAUGUCAGCUCCAGAAGUACUGAGUAAAUUAGAAAAUAGAGUAAAUUAUAUGUUCAGGUUUAUGUGUUUAUCCUACCCCCCCCAACCACCCCCCCCCUUAAAAGGCACCUAGGGUGGUUCUCCCUGGAAACCUGGUUAAAGUGUUUUGGUGGGUUUUGAAAUCUAGUGGCGAUUUGAUCCAAUCAAACACUUUUCCCCUGGUUUUUAUCGAAAUCCACGGUGACUUUUUGUCCAGUAACCUUAAAUGAAUGUCAGUCGCCAAUUCGGUACAUGUUAAAAAAGUUAAAGAUCAAUUAUCUGAGAAAAGCCCUAUGUGUCCUUUAAGGUCAUGGAAAUGUUGGAUUGAUGUUUGUAGCACUGCAACUGAAAAAUGUAAGACAAAUGGAAAAAAAAAAAAAAAAAAUCAAUGUUGAUAUCGUAUGGGAAAUAAGCGCAAGACCGCAGAAAUAUUACUCUAGCAACUGUUCAUGGAAUGUUGAAUCUGAAAAAAUUGUUACUGUAAGACAGUAUUUUCAAUGUUUGAAGGAAAUUUCUGGUUGAGCAGGUAACCUUGGUUUAAUAUGAAUGGCAGCAAAAGAUAGGGUGAUUCUUCCCCCCCACCCCAUUCACCUUAACUAGGUAUCUGUAUAAAUGUGGGAGGUUUAAGGCGUUUGUCAAGUGUAAGACUACUACAACAGUAAGGUUAAAAGGAAAAAAUAAGUUCAUAUUUUUUUUUGACUUGGACUGUGGUGAUGGGAUUCCUUUCUGUAGAUCUGUGUGUUGUUUCCCGAACAAAAAGCAUUUCAGCUGAACUAUAAAAAAGCGAAACCUGAA
Conger conger (European conger) is the source of this 4013-nucleotide messenger RNA. RefSeq names its product heat shock protein 4a (gene hspa4a). The transcript has 19 exons. Gene Ontology annotation, molecular function: ATP binding; ATP-dependent protein folding chaperone. The record is from RefSeq and is a predicted model, not a curated record. Gene Ontology annotation, biological process: protein folding. NCBI's taxonomy places the organism in Eukaryota, Metazoa, Chordata, Actinopteri, Anguilliformes, Congridae. Gene Ontology annotation, cellular component: cytosol; nucleus. Bases 285 to 2837 code for a protein of 850 amino acids.